This is a messenger RNA of Daucus carota subsp. sativus, 1545 nucleotides long. RefSeq names its product thiosulfate/3-mercaptopyruvate sulfurtransferase 2. The transcript has 12 exons. Lineage: Eukaryota; Viridiplantae; Streptophyta; Magnoliopsida; Apiales; Apiaceae. Gene Ontology annotation, cellular component: mitochondrion. The record is from RefSeq and is a predicted model, not a curated record. The coding region runs from base 238 to 1383 and encodes 381 amino acids. Gene Ontology annotation, molecular function: thiosulfate-cyanide sulfurtransferase activity.
GAGGCCAGGCCGGAUAAUAAAACACAGUGAGAGUAAGCAGCAGAGCUAUAUAAUUCACUAGACUAAAACACAAAUUUUAUUUUGUCAAAAAAAAAAAACACAAAUUUUAUUGAUCGAGACUUCAAUUCUUGUGGUAUCGAGGGUUCUGAUUUAAUUGUUUGUUUGCACUUUAAUCGGGUCACUCUGUACCACUAAUCAUAAACCCUAAUUUGGCAAUUUGGGUUUUUUUUAAAAAAGAUGGCAGCUUCGAUUAUAUCAAGAACUCUUUUUGCUACUAAUCGCGUUCUUCAAUCUUCUUACGCUGUUCCACACAAGACCCGGUUUUUAUCUUCUGUGUUUAAUAUAAAACCUUCACACUUUAGGGUUGCUUCUUAUGCUAAACAUAAGACUUCUGGUUAUUUUUCUACUAUGGCUUCAUCUGUUAGUGGGGUGACAGCUGCUUCAUCAGUACAGUCCAUGUCUACUAGUGAACCUGUUGUAUCAGUUGAUUGGCUCCAUGCCAACUUGCGAGAUCCGGAUAUGAAGGUUCUAGAUGCAUCAUGGUAUAUGCCAAACGAACAGAGGAACCCACUACAGGAGUAUCAAGUUGCCCACAUUCCUGGUGCCCUUUUCUUUGAUGUUGAUGGGAUAUCAGAUCAAGCUACGAAUUUGCCGCACAUGCUGCCAUCAGAAGAUGCUUUUGCUGCUGCUGUUUCAGCUCUUGGUAUUGAGAACAAAGAUGGAGUUGUAGUUUAUGAUGGGAAGGGCAUUUUUAGUGCUGCUCGAGUGUGGUGGAUGUUCCGAGUCUUUGGGCAUGAUAAAAUAUGGGUGUUAGAUGGAGGCCUUCCAAGAUGGCGUGCUUCAGGAUUUGAUGUUGAGUCGAGUGCUUCUAGUGAUGCUAUCUUGAAAGCUAGUGCUGCAAGUGACGCAAUAGAGAAAGUAUAUCAAGGACAGGCAGUCACACCAAUUACAUUUCAAGCCAGAUUACAGCCGCAUCUUGUUUGGAAUCUAGAGCAGGUUCAAAAAAACAUUGAGGAAAAUUCACAUCAAGUUGUAGAUGCUCGUUCGAAGGCCAGGUUUGAUGGCACAGCGCCUGAGCCUAGAAAGGGAAUAAGAGCUGGUCAUGUGCCUGGAAGCAAGUGUGUUCCGUUUCCACAGUUAUUGGAUAGCUCGCAGUCACUCUUACCACCAGCCAGUCUCAAAGAAAAAUUUGAGCAAGAAGGCAUUUCCUUGGACCAACCUAUUGUAACUUCAUGUGGCACUGGUGUUACGGCUUGCAUUCUUGCACUGGGCCUCCACCGUCUUGGAAAGACUGAUGUUCCGGUGUAUGAUGGGUCCUGGACAGAAUGGGGAGCACAUCCUGAUACUCCAGUUUCCACUUCUGAUCUAGCUGAAACUCAAUAAGAAGCUUCCCAGAUAUGCGCCUAGUAAGAACUUGUAUCCAAACAGUGAAUUAAUCGAUAUCCCUCGUAACUGUUGAGUGUUUGCUUUUUGUGGAUUGCAUCAUCAUGAGCUCUCUUUAUAUAGCAUUUGUAAAAAUUGGAAUGGAAGGCUGUAUUUGCUUCA